Molecule: messenger RNA, 936 nt
Organism: Encephalitozoon hellem ATCC 50504
Lineage: Eukaryota; Fungi; Microsporidia; Unikaryonidae
Exons: 1
Coding region: 1-936 (311 amino acids)
Source: RefSeq, a predicted model, not a curated record
AUGCUACUGUCUCUGGUAUUCCCUGCUAUGGUGCUGGGAGCAAAGUUCGAUGGCUAUGGGCCCACAAAAUUCGAUGUGUCCUUGAGCCCAGACAUUCCCGAGGAAGAUCUUACAGGAUAUAUUACAAAUCACGACAAGGAGCGGAAGAACAAAGGGUUUGGAGACCUGAGCCUGGUUGACUUCAAUAUGGAAGCGGAAGAUAGCUACGACAGGAACAAGAUGAUUGAUGUGGCCAGGGAAGUCUUGAGCUCCUCCCAUGCAACCGUCAUGGCGAUUCAGUACAUUAGGAAGGGUGAGGCCGAAAGGCUGCUGGAUAUGAAGGCUCUUGGGCACUACGAAAUGCUAAACUUGUCAGAGGGGUCUUUCAAUGUCCAGGAGGCGCCGAUAACAUAUCUUCCAAUUAUCUUUGAUACAAAGGUUCUUGAUCACAAGAAAAGCGGAUACAUUCGGGAUCCAGAGAACAACAAGAUCAUCUAUGCAAGCUGGGCAAUCUUCGAGCACAAGGCAACCAAGAGAUGGUUCACUGUUAUAAAUGUCGACAUGUACAGCGCAUUCUCCGAGAAGACGGACAUUGAAGCGGCAAAUCUUUUGGAGGACAUAAAAAAGGAGCAUGCCGUAGAUAGCAACCCUGUGUUCUUUAUGGGGCAUAUCAAUGCAAUCUCAAACAACCUGCAAAAAGUGAUUGACGACAGGUACAUAAAUCCAUUGGAUGUAGAUAGGAACGCAAAGGAAGGGCCCAGGUUCACCAUGAGGAAUCUCCCGGACAUUCUUGGCAACUUCCAGAGAGAUCAUCUGCUGAUUAGAGAUCCAACAUCCCAGGUGGUGAAGGUCAACUAUGCAAGAAUAUUGAGAAAGAGCAUUUUUACUCUUCACUAUCCUGUCCAUGUAAUAGCAUCAUUUGGGGGGAGCCAGAACGCCACACCCCCUGCAGCUUGA